ACGCCUUUGUCUGGUGACUCAGUUCAUAACUUUCGAAAGUUCGUUUCUUGCCACGUAUGUGCGAAUUUUUGGUUUAACUUUGGUGUUCAUCUUCAUAUGCUUUAGUAGCUUUAAAAAGACGUUAUAUUCUUUUGGUACAUUUAGCUUCUCUUUGAGCGUAACUUCGUGAUGAAAGCAAUAAUAAAAUCAGCUUUAAGCAUAGUUGUGGAUGUCGGGGAAGGCCAAAAUGGAAUGCAUUUUUUGGAUGCAUUUAUCAAUAAAUUAAAGAUAAUAUACGAUGGAUUGGUAAAUGAUCUUCGUGACAGUUUCAUUCACUUUGAAGAAGGAGUAAAAGAGCUUAAAUGCAUGCAAGAGUCGACUGAAAGUGAAACAUCGUCAUCGACACAAGUACCAACAAUAAACUUAUCUCAAUCAUGUCGAAUGCGUUUUAAAUUAGCUGGAGAGAAAGCGAAAGAGACGUUUGAAAUUGACUCGUCGAGCACUGAAGAGAAAAUAAAAGCAAGCAAGAUACGUAUUGCAAGCGCUAUUCUUGAACGCUUAGAUAACUGCGGGCAAGCAGCAAGAUAUUUCAUGUUUUGUCUAAAAGAUUUAAACUCCUUGAUUGUCGCGGGAAAAAAAGCCAAAUCUCACAACUACAUGGGGACUAAAGACCUUCACAAAAUAAUAGAUAUCAACGUGGCGUUGGCCAAUUUCAUCUUUAAUCACACAAACAAAAGAAUGCCUGUUUUGGAAUGGCCCCAGAUUCAAUAUAAAGGGCAGCUGAUUCAUCCUUUCUAUUACAAGAAGAUUGAAGAAAACAUGACUACCUCAUUACCUUGGUACUCAGCUCACUUUACUAAGAAUACUGACCUCUUUAAUGAGGAAAUGGUCGUAAACAAAGAAGGAGAAUUACUAAUAUUUGAUGGAAAUGAACUCCAAAAAUUUAACAACAAAACCGAAGUGUUUGAAACCUGGUGUACGUUUCAAAGGUCAGAUGUUCAAAAUAGGCAAGUAAAAUGCAUGAACGUUGAUGAAAAUGGCGUAGUAUAUCUACUUUUGGGUUGCAAAGACAAAUCACAUAGCGAUUAUACAUUGUUGCUUUGUUUGGAAGACAAAAUUGUUCAAAAAUGUUCCUUGUCCUUUCCUGAAGAAAUACAAUUUAGUAAGAUUUUUCUUGCUGUAGCACCAAAUGGCAAUAUUAUCAUUGCUGUCAAGAAGAAUCAAAACUACGUCAUGCAUGUGUGUGACAGUAAAGGCAACCUUAAUACGCCAUUUGUAGCAAAGGGUAAACGUAAACCAAUUGAUGAUGAAAUGAAAUAUUUGUCCAUUUCCUCCGACGACAACAUAGUCAUUUUGACUUAUAAAUCACCCAAAACUUACCGAAUUAUCAUUAGUACGAUGGACGGAAAAUUUGUUAAAAAAAAGAAAUUUCAACCACACAAAGACGAAAUCCAUUCAUACAAUCAAGUCAUUUAUACUCCCGUCACCAACAGUGUCAUAGGUUUUUUUUUUGACAACUCAGAGCUGGUGAUUGAGACUUAUUCUGUUCAAACCGAAGAAUUUAUGUUGCCUAUAAUCCUGAUAAACAGAGGAUAUGACUCGGAAAUUUUUGACGCUUCAUUACGCAUCGUUCAGCAUGCUGGCGAAAACGUGGCAUUAGUGUCUAGAAAAAACGGUGUAGCUCGUUUUAUUAUAGGAAACCAUAGGUGCGAAGACGUGGACAAGACGUUGAAGUGGAAGAACAUGGAAUUGAAGACAGAUUUAGACUCGGUUCCAGGUGUUGAAAAAGAAAACCUGUCUUCAAAUGCCAACACAUCGUCCACUGCUUUAAUCAAUUCAAAGCCAUCUGAAAGCAGCGAUGCUACAGGAGAGAACAAUCGCCAUCAAGAUGAUACAAAACAAGAAACCUCGUCUUCAAAUACUAGCACAUUGGCCACUACUUUUAUCAAUUUGGAGACAUCCGAUACAGAGUCUGCGGUUGGCUUGAUACACCAGUUAUCAACCGUGUGUAACCUAGAAACAACUUACUCUGAACUACCAAAUCAUGUUCGAAGAAAGGUAGAAGAACGUUUAAACAAAGAACAUGAGAUAUUAAAGAAUGACUGGAGAAGCCUAUACAAAGUACUAAAGUUGCCAGAAGGUGGAGAAGAUACGAUUGCUGAAAAAUUCUCUGACAACCCCACACGAUAUGUGUUGAAAACUUGGUUUGAUAGUGAUGGACAACAUGCCAAUGUAAAAGCACUGCUCCUAGCAUUGAAAGAGUGUAAGCAGGGAGGUUUAGUUCAUGAGAUAGAAAGGGUGUUGGAUGUUAAACUACCUGAUCAAGUUCCGCAAAACACCGUUGAUGGAAUCCGUGACAUGCAAUUAAAUGAAAACGAGAAAAGAACCGCUCUGAGGUUCGUGAAGGAGAUACGGGGAAAAUUAAAAGCUGAGUUGAUAAAUCAAUUGAACCAAGUUAGUGUUGAUGUUCUCUCAGAAAUUGCGACAAAAAUCUUGGAGGUGCGAUGUUACGUGGUCGACAGUACUGAUUUCAUGGAUAAAUUGAAAGAUAAGAAAAUAAGAUUUCUCUUUCGGGAACUUCGAAGAGAAGAUCAGACGAGGGAUGUUGCUCUUUGGAUGAGAAAUAAAUUUCCUGUUGGCAGCACAGGUCCUGUGAAAUGCGAUGAUAACGUGAAAACUGAGAACAUGAACUAUGGCGUUAGAAAGGAAGUGACUGAACAUUUAUCUUUGCAAGAUUGGGAAAUUCUCGCCAGUCACAGGGACAUAGAUUUGAAAAAAUUGGACAUCGGUAUGAUCAAGAUAAGGUCGGCGGAUAAUCCUGCUGAAGCUGUCAUUUCUCGAUGGGAAGCAAUGAACAACUCUUCUGUUGGCAUGAUGUACGAUCUACUGGUUGACUGUAAAUUCUACACAAUUGCCGAUCGCUUAUGAUGGUAUAAUAAACAUGUUUAAAUACGUAGGUCUUGAAUACAGUAGUAAAGCUCUUGAAUAUGCACCUAGUGCAGUAGUGUAUGGCGAACUGUAAGAAUUUUCGAAUGGCACUGAUUACUAAAAGUCUGUGAACUCCAUGUUUGAAACACUUUUUUGUCCAAGAAACAGCGGUAAAGUAAACUGUUUCACUAUCUCUGUAAUCAGAAAUUUUUUUAAAAAACUGCUACUGUUGAAUGUGAGCAGGAUAAACACUAUACCAUACUUAUUUUAUAGCGAGAUUAAAACACGUCAGUUUAUGCAUACAUUGUGUAAGGUAAGUUGAUGUCAGCUGUGCCUUACGUCGUUUUUUCUCGUGAAACGUUAGUCUUAUCGUGAAUUACGAACAAUUUGUAAUAAUUUGUUUACUUAUUUCUAUUCCCGCGCAUUUUAAAUGUAAGCAAUUAAGUAUGAAACAGGUAUGAAAAUAUGUGUGUUAAUUGCUGUAUGAAAUAAAGUCUAUCAAAUUUA
Molecule: messenger RNA, 3414 nt
Organism: Xenia sp. Carnegie-2017
Lineage: Eukaryota; Metazoa; Cnidaria; Anthozoa; Malacalcyonacea; Xeniidae
Exons: 9
Coding region: 169-2907 (912 amino acids)
Biological process (GO): signal transduction
Molecular function (GO): protein binding
Source: RefSeq, a predicted model, not a curated record